GGGCUUCCUGCCCGUGGCGGCCGGGACGCGCCGCCCAAGAUGGCGGUGACGCGGUACCGGCGCUUCUUGAAGCUCUGCGAGGAGUGGCCCGUGGAGGAAACCAAGCGUGGGCGGGACUUGGGCACCUUUUUGCGGCAGCGGGUGGCGCAGGCCUUCCGGGAGGGAGAGAACACGCAGAUUGCUGAUCCAGUGACCUGUGAUGAAAUGUUUGAGAGUCUAGCUAGAAUCCAUACCAACCAUUAUAAAAACAAGUAUCCACGUUUGAAAGAUACCAGCUUCACUGGAGUGUCGGUGGAAGAAUGCAAGAUGGUCCUUGCAACCGAUAGUUUGAAACAGAUGGAAGAAGCAAAGAAAGGAAAAUGGUCCAAACUGCGUGAGAAGUUCUCUGCCAAGGCUCCUGAGGAAGAUUCCAAGUGAUAAUUUCAGUGUUUACAAAUCACUAUAC
Euleptes europaea (tarantolino) is the source of this 445-nucleotide messenger RNA. Its product is annotated as ubiquinol-cytochrome-c reductase complex assembly factor 2. Gene Ontology annotation, cellular component: mitochondrial matrix. The coding region runs from base 40 to 417 and encodes 125 amino acids. The record is from RefSeq and is a predicted model, not a curated record. Lineage: Eukaryota; Metazoa; Chordata; Lepidosauria; Squamata; Sphaerodactylidae. Gene Ontology annotation, biological process: mitochondrial respiratory chain complex III assembly. The transcript has 4 exons.